CCCCCCCCGGUCGAGAAGGCCGAAAUGCGGGGUCGGUUCGGUGUCUGUUUCGGUGGCCUCGUGGGGCAGUGAUCACCAGGAAAAAGACAUGCACUAUUCGGAGGUGUCGGAAUUUGAAUUCGCUUCGCCUUCCUCGGGGUGGUCGGAAAAGGUCAGCUGGUCGUCGGAAUCGGAAAAGCCGCUCGGGUGGGAAAUCCGAGAAGAACCAUACAAGAAGCAUUCCGAAAAGAGUCACAGAUGGCUUCCACAUCAAAGGGCCAGCCACAAAAAGGAGUAACUCUGACACUACAGCUUACAGCCAACCUUCAGCACACACCCGUCUUCCUGCUAGCAACUGACGCAUUCGAUACGAGCUGCCAACAUGUCUUCCAGUGCAGAGUACCCUGCGUCCAAUCGCACCUGGCAAAUCAUUCACAAUGCCAGGAAGGGUGGAUAUGCGGUCGGAGGCUUCUGCGUCUACAACACCGAAGGUGUGCUAGCCGUUAUCAAGGCGGCCGAGCGAUGCCGAUCCCCGGCGAUGAUCCAGUUCUUCCCAUGGACCAUGCACUUCCAGGGUCCCGAGUUCAUCAGGUACGCCGCAGAUGUGGCGCACAAGGCUUCGGUCCCCAUCUCAGUUCACCUGGACCAUUGUCUCAAGCCCGAGGAUGCUGACCAGGCGCUCGAGUGCGCUUUUGACUCCAUCAUGGUCGACGGCUCGCUAUUCGAUGAGGCGGAGAGCAUUGCCUAUGUCAAGUCGGUCGUGGACCGCGCCAAAGCUAAGGGUAUCACCAUCGAGGCGGAGCUCGGGCGAAUGGAGGGAGGAGAAGAUGGGUUGCCGACCAUUGACCUGGAGACCGUCUGGACCGACCCCGAGAAGGCGGCCCAAUUCGUCAAGGAGACCGGGGUGCACUUCCUCGCCCCCAGCUUCGGCAAUGUCCACGGACCGUACCCCCCGGGUGGUGCGGAGAAGCACUGGCAAUUGGACCGGCUAGAGAAGAUCCACAAGGCCGUGGGUGACGAGACACCCUUGGUCCUGCAUGGCACGCAUCCGCUCUCGGACAAAAUGGUGCAGGUCGCCAUGGACCAUGGAAUGGUCAAGGUCAACCAGAACCGGAAUGUGCGGAAUGGGUACCACCAGUACAUAGAGGAGAACGCAGCCAAGGUCGAGCUCACCACGCUGCAGACUCAGGGCGUCGAGAUCUAUUCGCAGGGCGUGGAGCGGCUCAUGGUGGAGGUGUUCAAGUCGGCCGGCAAGGCCUAGAAAGCACCUAGGAAGACGGCACAAUCCGCCAGAACAAAUAGAAUUACUGAGAGGUCAUCGAA
This is a messenger RNA of Aspergillus japonicus CBS 114.51, 1302 nucleotides long. RefSeq names its product class II fructose-bisphosphate aldolase. The transcript has 3 exons. The record is from RefSeq and is a predicted model, not a curated record. Gene Ontology annotation, biological process: carbohydrate metabolic process. NCBI's taxonomy places the organism in Eukaryota, Fungi, Ascomycota, Eurotiomycetes, Eurotiales, Aspergillaceae. Bases 362 to 1240 code for a protein of 292 amino acids. Gene Ontology annotation, molecular function: aldehyde-lyase activity; zinc ion binding.